Messenger RNA from Paramecium sonneborni, 990 nucleotides. NCBI's taxonomy places the organism in Eukaryota, Ciliophora, Oligohymenophorea, Peniculida, Parameciidae. The record is from the annotation of a GenBank genome assembly.
CAAAAAUAAAUGAAUAUUAGAGAGAAAUUGUUGAAAGUAAAAUAAGCUGUUCCUCUAUAUAAAUUGUAAACACCUCAAGUUUUAAAGGAAGAAUAUUUAAAUGCAAAUUCAAAAAAAUGGUUGACAAAAGGGAUAGAUAUUACAGAUUACUUUAAUUAUGGAUUUAAUGAUGCUACUCUAAAAUUAUAUAUUCAAAAACUGAAUAAGUUAACUGAUCUUAAUUUAAGUAAACUGCAAAAAGAAUAUACUGCUAGAAUAACUUAAUAGAAAGCAUUAGUUUUUAAGGAUAAUAUUCCUAUUGAUUAUGGAGGUCUAGGAAUAACAUCUGUGCCAGAGUGCUUACCUGAAGAAGUAGAUUGUCAAAAAGAAUCUUUGAUUUUUUAAAGCAUAGAUUAUGAAGGAGAUUUGAUAUUUACUAAUGAAACAAUCCUUGAAAUUUUUAGAAAUUACAAAUAAUAUUUAGAAUAGCUGAUUACAAAAUGCAAUUAUUUUGAUUUUGAUUCUGUUAUGUAGUAUCCAAAAGAAGAAAAUAAAUGGUAAAAGGAAUUAGAAAAACUUUUAAGAAAGGAUAGCAAUCAACUUAUUGAUGAUUUACAAGAAAAAAAAAAAAUUAAACAUGAAAAAAAGAAAUCAAAGAAGGAAAAGAAGUAAAAAAAGGAGAAAAAAAAAAAACACAAAAAAAAAUACUCUUAAGAAGAUUCAAUUUAAAUAGUUCCAUAAUAAAUUUUAGUUAGAUAAGAUUCUCCAUCUAUUGAAUCAAAAUCAAAUAAAAUUGAAUAUGAACUAUAAAUUGAUUCUCUAUCAGAUCAUUUAAGUUAAUAACUUCAAGAAGAAAUAUAGCUUUCUUCUCCUUCUCCAAUUCCAGAAAUUCAAUAAUUAUCGUUGCCUCCACCAUAACCUUAAGAGCCGAUCAGAUAGAGAAAUCAUAAUUGGCCUAGAAAUUUAAUUCAUGGAAUUUUAUAAGGAAAUAAAAAUUAAUAAAAAAGAUGA